AUUCACGCGAUAGCGUUAUAGUUUAAUGCAGAGGUGUCGAAUUGCUAGUGACAUGCUCCCGUCAUGCUAGUGACUCGGAACAGUUUCUCUCGCUACCUCUACUCAAGGAGUUGCUCAAGAUUGUAAGGAAGUUGUGAGCAGUUUUAUGUAGUGUUCAAUACGACAGGUAAAGAUUGUAUUAUUGUUCACGAGGUUUUAUACCUGAGUACCUAUAUAGGUACUUACACAGCUCGGACAACUCUUAGAGCAAGGGUAUCUAAAUCAGUGCCCGUGGACACUCUAUAUACGUAUGUAUAUAAUCCGUGUUCUUCUUGCCUGAACAAUUUUCGCGCGCUUUUGGUAGCCUUGUCGUACUUUUCAGUUGGUCUUUGUUAUUAAUUAUUGGAUAUGGAUAUCAUGACAUCACGGCUUAAUAUAUCGGAUUGGACGCCUGAAUACUUUCUUGCUAACAAGUCAACAUGUAACGUCAAUUUAGAAAAUCCUGAAAUUGUGAAGCAAAUUCCUUGCCUUAACUAUGUACCGCUACAUUAUUUUACUGACCGUCAGUUGGUCAGAUUUCAAGGAAUGGUUCAGGAUAUGUACAAUCCUGAAUAUUAUUUCCAGCAGUACGAAGUUAAGAACACUCUGUCCAAAGCACAAGAAAUUAGAUCUGGAAUGUAUGCAGACUCCGCUCGAUGCUUGCCACAUGAAGAGAUCUUGGUGGAGUCUGAAAAAAAUUGUAGUGCCGAAAGACAUACUUGUGUUGUUAUAUCAACACCUGGUUUAAACGAGUGGGCAAAAGAAAGGUAUGAAAAAUCCUCUUGUUUAAAUUUGAAUGCAGUCACAAAUUGCAAAAGGAAUUUAGAAGAAAGUACAGAGGAAGCCAUGGAUUGUUCCGAACCAGUUCGUAAAAAAGAUAGAAUUUUAUUAAAUACAGAAAGCACAGAAAACAAUGUUAAGGAACAUAAUGAAGAUAGACAGAAUAUAUUUUCAAAGGAGUAUUUAUUAAACUUCCCAAUUCCGAUAGAUGAUGGUAGAACAUGUAUCAUCAAGAUAUACGACGAUAUGGCUUUAAAAUUGAAUGAAGUUAUUGAAAUAAUAGGUUUCGUAUCUUUAGAUCCAUUUAUAAAUGCUUAUGAUACAGACGAGACUAUGACAGAAGCAGAAAUGAACGUUCAUCACCCUCCCACAUCUUUAGUCCCUCGAAUACAUGCUAUCAAAUUGUCUCGUUUGUCCAAGGAAAUUGAAAGUGCUCCAGAAAUUAUUUCCAAAGCAAAAUCAAUAAGAAACCAUCUCCACCUAGUAUUAAGUAAUAUUCUAUUUGGGGAUCGCCUAGCUGCUGAUUAUUUGAUCUGUCAUUUACUUUCGUCGAUUUACAUGAGAAGGGAUUACUUCUGUCUUGGCACUUAUCCAAUAAAUAUAACACAUUUUCCUGCUAAUGAAAACAAAACAUUUGUGGAAGAUUUGUAUAAAUUUUUAACAAUGUUUGUGGAAAAAAGUCAUUUGUUGGAGAUAACUUUGGAAAAUUUGAAUGAUUUAACUUUAUCGCCAAAAAAAGACUACGAUUCUAAUAGAUUGACCAGCGGAGUGCUUCAACUUAGCGACAAUACUCAUCUCGUAAUAGAUGAAACGAGAUUAACUCCUGGUCAAGUUUCGCAGGCCGGUCGAGAAAAUUACAAUACAAUCUGUGACUUGAUUAAUUUCCAAAAAGUAACGUACAACUUUAAAUUUUAUAAGAUGGAAUACGAAACGGAUAUUCCGGUCUUAAUUUUGUCGGAAGCCAAAUCAUUUAUUCCCUGCCAAAAUCAAGUGGUGUUAAAGAUAGACGCGGAAUCGAAGAACGUUUAUCCACAUGUAAUAGAAGUUGCAGAGCAAUAUCUAAAAGAUGAAAAUCGAUUGAAAGAUAUACGUCAGUACUUGAAAGUUGUGAAGGACGUAAAGUUCCAGUUUAACGAUGAUAUUGUGAAGGAGGUGCAGAACGAUUUUGUGCAACUGAGACAAAUUCAUAAAAACGUGAAUGUCGAUCAUUUACACUCGUUAAUGAUAUUGGCCAGAUUGUUAUCUUUAUCGUACGGAUCAAAUACUUUAACCACGGAGUAUUGGAAGAUGGCUGUUCAAAUGGAAAUGGAACGAUUGGAUAGAUUACCGAAAAAGAAGGAGGCGUAAAUCCUACGAAGAUUACGUGGCACGAUAUUAAAUGUGUAUUCCUUGUAUUAUGUUUCAAUGGAUCAUUUAUGGACUUUA
Molecule: messenger RNA, 2223 nt
Organism: Nomia melanderi (Alkali bee)
Lineage: Eukaryota; Metazoa; Arthropoda; Insecta; Hymenoptera; Halictidae
Product: mini-chromosome maintenance complex-binding protein
Biological process (GO): DNA-templated DNA replication
Molecular function (GO): chromatin binding
Source: RefSeq, a predicted model, not a curated record